GACGGGAUUUCCAAUGCAUGCUGUGGGUGGAUGGCGAGUCGGAGCUCGAGAAUCCAACUAGACUACGGCAAGUCUCCGAGCCCAACGGAUGGGUGCGAGAAUCUAGAAUUCUAGAUACUACUAAAGUCUCUAGGCACAACGGGUACCUGCCGAGCCUGCGGUCACUCGAACUUAGACGAUAGAGACCCCAUCAUUAUUGGUCGCAUUCUUGCUGUUCUCGUCAUGAGUCUCUGCGAGGUGGUCUGAUAUCAUAGCUAGAACAGGUGUUGUUGGAAGUACAUAGCCAAUAAUUUGGCUUUUAUGAUGGUGCUCCAGUCCAACCAGCUACUUACGAGUUCUUUUCUAAUUGAGUCCAGAGCUUUAUGCUGGGUAGCAGUGUACAUCGGAGUAUUCGCACUGGUAGGGGUCCAACGGCUUGCAGUUUCAAUCCAAGCUUACGCUACAUUCGCAGUGUCGUGCAAGACCAGUAUAUGAAUAGUAUGGGACACUUAUAGUAUUUAUAUUCAAU
Messenger RNA from Aspergillus welwitschiae, 508 nucleotides. RefSeq lists its product as uncharacterized. Bases 301 to 474 code for a protein of 57 amino acids. NCBI's taxonomy places the organism in Eukaryota, Fungi, Ascomycota, Eurotiomycetes, Eurotiales, Aspergillaceae. The transcript has 2 exons. The record is from RefSeq and is a predicted model, not a curated record.